GCACACAUACACGCACGCGCACACACCGGGCCCACAAAUCCGCGCUCUGUCUCUCUGCGUGCUGCUGCUGCUGCUGGCGGAAUCGCUCUGCUAUCAAUUUACUCUCUUCUUGGUUUGAAAAGAGAACCGAGGCACUAAAAAACCCGCAAUUAUGGGAGUUGAAGGCUGCACGAAAUGCAUCAAAUACAUGCUGUUCUUCUUCAACUUUAUUUUCUGGCUGGCUGGAUGCGUAAUCCUGGGCGUAUCUCUGUGGCUCCGCCAUGAUGAAAAAACCAGCAGCCUGUUGGGCCUGAAGUAUGAAGGCACAGAGGCACCCAACACCUUCUACAUUAGUGUCUACAUCUUGAUUGCUGUUGGCGCUGUGAUGAUGUUUGUUGGGUUCCUCGGUUGCUAUGGCGCCAUUCAGGAGUCUCAGUGCCUGCUGGGAACUUUCUUCACCUGCCUGGUCAUCCUGUUUGCCUGUGAGGUUGCUGCCGGUAUCUGGGGAUUUCUUAACAAAGACCGGAUUUCUAAAGAUGUGAUCGGCUUCUAUGACACCGUGUAUGACCAAGGCUCUCAGCUGAGCCCCGGCGAGAAGAGAGAAGCUGCGGCUGCUGUACUGAAGGUCUUCCACGAGACUCUGCAAUGCUGUGGCAAGAGUGGGAUUAACUCUGCUUUGACUGGCUGGUUGACUGAUCUGUGCCCUAAAAAGGAUAGCCUGGCCGUCAAUCAGAACUGUCACUCCAAAAUCAAAGAGCUCUUCAGUGAAAAGAUCUACCUGAUUGGCAUUGCCGCUUUGGUUGUUGCUGUCAUCAUGAUCUUCGAGAUGAUCUUCAGCAUGGUGCUCUGCUGCGGAAUCCGAAACAGCCCUGUAUACUGAAAGACAACUGGGUGAAGCAGGUUGUUGGUGUGUGGCAUCUGGAGAUACCAGCCAAUGAAAUUGAAGGAAAACUUAUUCUCCUGUUUAAUUUUUGUAUCUACCCUAAUUUCCUUAUGUAGUUAUUUUGUCUUAAGGAACAAAUGAUUUUAUUCUCUGGUGUUUUUCUUUUGUGUAUAUAUACUUUGUCACUGUCUGCAGUUGUGUAUGCUGCAUGUGCAUUCUUGUGGUGACAUUGACUACGUAGACAGUGGCAAACUUGGACAGAAUUAUUAGAUGCUUAUACAUACAUACACACACACACGUACAUAAUUUAAAAUCAAAUUGGAUAUGUAAAACACAUUGGCCAUUUACGUUCUGUUUUCUGUAGUAAUGUUAAAAGUAAGAAUAAUUACUAUUGCUUUUGGAUUCUUUUAUUAUGUACGUAAGACUUUAUUCAUUUCUUAUGUAUGUUUAAAAAAAAAAAAACUGUAUAUAUUUGCAGCCAUUUGGCUUUCCAGCAUGGAUAUUGUAAUCGAAUAGCCCUAUGGACCUUCUUUUCUGAAUGUGCUUAUACGUUUUUCUCAAAGUCAACCACUAAGAAACAGUAUUAGUGAAAAAUAAAGAAGGUCAGACCUUAAAACAUGAAUACUGAAGUUUCAUUCUUGUACCUUGGUGUAGCCUAAAUAUGUAAUGCCAUGUAGCCUUGGCUUCCUUCGUGCCAUACGUUGCAGGCCAGCCAACGGCUAGAACCAUAACCGUUGCAAGCAUGACCGUGCUCUGAAAUCCUAGCAAGUCGUCUUUAGAAAUAAAAUAAAAUAUGUCCUCUAAUGCUAACGCCGUGACUAACGUUUGCCCGCAUGUUGUCCGCUGAGGAAUGUUGGAAACCAGUAAAAUGAUUCGCGUAGGUAUGCCUCGAUCACUGGAGUUCCUCUGACCUCUGACCCCAAGCCACCCUUAUGCUCUGACUAACCCAAGCCAAAGCUUUUAUAUGCACCUCCCAGCCUUAUUGAUAGAAUCUCCUGUCCUUCAGAAACUGAGACUGCAUUAUCUAGUAUGUCCUGUUGAUUCCUAGUGGAAUUUUUUCCUCGUAUAUUGUACUCUGUAUCCAUUUGAUGGAAUGCUGUGCUUUUAAAAUAAAGAAAAAAAAGAAAAAAAAGGUGGGGGGGCGAUAAGAGUUUUUCUUCAUAGUAACUCCUUUGCCAAAUCUUCUGACAUGCUGGGGGUUGUUUAACAGUGUCAAAGCAUAACAAAAUCAGUCUGCUGAGUGUACUGUAAGGCUGUGGUGUGAGUGUGUGUUUGAUGUGCUGAUAGUAAAGCCUAUUGGAAAAAAAAAAAUCUAGUAUUUAGGAGUAAACCUCACUGCCACUGCCAGUAACUGUACCUCUUCUCUCCACAAGGUGUCGCCCAAAUACAUUUUUAAGAGCAAAAACACUCGUUUCUUGACACUUCAUAAUCUUUGGUUAAUUCCUCUGCUGUCACUUGAGGAAAUACACUUAUAAUAUUCACUACAUAAAAGUAAUACACUCCUUCAGUCAUCUACAUUUAUUUUAACCCAACGCGCGCGCACACCAUUUACAUUGUUUCCUACAUACAAGCUGUAACUGUCACUUAAUGCCUAUGCUGAUAUGCUGAUCAAAUGUCUUGUAAUAUGUACAGCUAUAUAUUAUUGUACUAAUGACUAUGUAAAGGCAUUGUGAUAUCAUUUUUUUUUUCCUGGUACUUUGUUAAAUAAAGGACAGAGUUUAGAGUGAAAGCCAGCCAGGCCUUUGGGAUCCUUGCAGGCCAAUAGAAGUCGUCAGACAUCAGCUGGAUGAUAACGGUUAAGAAAUACAUGAGGGAUGAUGGAAUCUGUAAUUGAGCUUCCAUUGAAACAGUUUUUGUUUUUCCGUUCAGCGGGACCCAAUGAUGACUCUCACUCUGAUCUCUGUCCUGGUUCACCUGAUUUUAUAUAGUUUUGGUUCCAUUUUUUUCCCCCCCAAAUACUUAGGGAUUAAAUGUAUUUUACAAAUAAAA
Neoarius graeffei (lesser salmon catfish) is the source of this 2851-nucleotide messenger RNA. It is a transcript of the gene cd81a, whose product is annotated as CD81 molecule a. Bases 152 to 859 code for a protein of 235 amino acids. Lineage: Eukaryota; Metazoa; Chordata; Actinopteri; Siluriformes; Ariidae. The transcript is spliced from 8 exons. The record is from RefSeq and is a predicted model, not a curated record. Gene Ontology annotation, cellular component: membrane.